Molecule: messenger RNA, 3495 nt
Organism: Malaya genurostris
Lineage: Eukaryota; Metazoa; Arthropoda; Insecta; Diptera; Culicidae
Gene: Ipk1
Product: inositol-pentakisphosphate 2-kinase
Exons: 14
Coding region: 1254-3032 (592 amino acids)
Biological process (GO): inositol phosphate biosynthetic process
Cellular component (GO): nucleus
Molecular function (GO): inositol-1,3,4,5,6-pentakisphosphate 2-kinase activity; ATP binding
Source: RefSeq, a predicted model, not a curated record
AACAAAUCGCUUCAACUUCGUUUUGCUAUCAAUAAUCGUAGCAGUUGAAAAAACAAAAUACUAUUCUUUAGAAAAUGUUUUAGAAAAAAAUAUUCGAAUGGAACAGGAAAGGAUCUCGAUGCCUUUCCUAAGUGCUGCAUGAAUCGAAACAGGAAGUGAUAUUCGGGUCCUUGAUAUGUUACGUGUACUUGUUUUGUUUGAGCGAUUAUAGUGAGAAAAAAAAAAUCAUUAAUGAUUGUGCAUUUAUUGAGAGCGGAAAUAAUGUUGCAUUUGCCAGUGUUUUUCUUCCAAUGUAGUUCAUAACCACUUUAUUCUUGAAUAUCGACUGUCCAUCGGAAAAGUUAUAACUCGAAUGAGAUGAAAGUGUCAUAGUCUCUGUUGGAACUAAGUUGGUGAAAGUUUUACUAAUGUUGUGCUGCUUAAUUCAAUGUUGGUGACUAAUCUACACCUUAGGUUUGACCACCUUUCUACAGGUUUUACGUGAAUAGUAUAUACAAGAAAGUGUUUGUUUAUAGUUGAUUCGCGCUAAAUGUGUUCAGACUUCGUGUGUUAGCAUAAUUUGGCCUCUUUGUUAUUCAGAUUACCACUGGUGUAAAGAUCGCUGAAUCGACAAACAUCAUCAUCAUCAUCAUCAUUAUAAUUAUCAUUAUCGGUUUAUUGCAUCGAACUGAUUCUGAUAGCACACGAAGGAAAACAAAACUGAAAAUUGCAGGAAAAAAAAUAACAGUUGAUUAUUUUUUAUCCUACACUGGUAGUUUUGUCUUGAGAAAUACUGAAGGUGUUCGGAGUUGUAGAUAUCAUUUUGCCAGAUUUCUCAAAGGCUCAUCGAACUAAGAACUAUCCAACCGCACACGCCCUCACUUGCCGAAGCGCCGCUGCGUGUCCUCAGGUUUUGUUUCUUGAAAUUGAUGGAUUGGAACGAGUAGUAAGGGAAAAAAGAAGAAAAAUAUCCACGCCACGCCGUAUAAACAUGAUAUCAUCGCGUUCGCUGCUAAACACGGUCACCGGCAAUAGUGGUGGUCGCUCCGGGCUGUCAGAGAACUUGGUAAUUGUCUCCAAUCAAGCUUUCCUAGGCUGCAGCAGUAGCAGCUGAUCCGUGGUCUAAUGAGGGACACAAUUCCAUCUAUUCCCGGAGGUCAACGAAGCGGUUCAAGUGGACGGGCCCUGUAAAAAAGUGCAUUUCAAUUGAAGAGCAACCAAGUGCGUUAGAUAUAUAUUACUGGGGACUGCAAAACCGACGUCAGCCGACCAGCAUGGGAAAACUCAACACCAUUUAUGGCCAGCUCUGUUACGAUAGUGGCACUGUAAUAAAUCGAGAUGUGACUAAAUAUUUAAGGAAUUGUGUUGCUCAAAAUGGUUCCCCUUGUGCUUGUGGCAGCACCGAUGCUGGCGGAGCUGCCCUUGAGCUUGGAAGAAUAAUCUGUCGUCGGAGCGGUUGUAGGAUGAUUGAACGAAGGUCAAACAGUAAAACGAUAUCCCGGCGGAGCGAACAGGAACGGGGUAAAGUUACUGCUUAUGACAGUGCGGAUGAAGAUGAGUUCGAGGAACAUGUCGAGCUAGUUGACGAAAGCCGACUGGCCUACCGUGCAGAGGGCAAUGCCAAUAUCGUGCUCUCGCUGGUGGACAGUUACCGAGUGCUGCGGCUGAGGAAAUCGACCGUCGCCUGUCGGGAUGGCAAAGAUUCGAACAUCGAUCUCCAACGAUUCAUCAAAUAUUCACGGGUGGUAGCCAGUCUGUUUUCGUGCCAAUACGUUCCGAAGCCGAAGUUGGGCCGCCUUGACACGUACGACCUGGAAGCGUUUAACCAAACGUUAAUCAAAUUUCGACCCGUAACUCGAUUGGACAAGGAUAUUCGUGAACGUGAUGGUAUCCUGUAUCCCGAUGUGGCGUUUUUACCGUCGAAACUCGACUCGGCGCUGUUUCUGCAACAGGAUUUCCGACCGGAUACCAGAGUACUAUCCUACAAUACGUAUUGCGUGGAAAUUAAACCAAAACAGGGAUGGUCGUUUCAUGACGAACACUUUGAGGAUGGAUUCGUGCGGCAGAAACUUUUUUCGAACUGUGAUAAUACGAUAGCGGAAUUGACCGGUUCCAGCCUAGGCAAAUGUCGCUACUGUUUGCAUCAAUAUUUGAAGUUACAGAAAAAAUCUAUUGCGAAGGUCAGCAAAUACUGCCCGUUGGAUUUGUUCUCUGGUAAAUCUAUCCGCAUGCUACACGCCAUCAAGGGACUCAUCGGAGCACCGCAGAACAACUUGAGGGUGUUGAAGAAUGGUCGCAUCGUUUACGACGAGAAGCAGGAGAAGUUUGUCUUCAAUCGAAUCCUGAAGGAGAUCUUCCAACGGGACGGACGCACCAAAGAAGAAAGAAAAACCAUUUUUAUGAACUUGAUAAAGGAAAUCCUACUGAAGGAUUUCUCCUGCUACGAAGAGCAUUGUGAUCGAAAGCUGCUAACAAUUCGGAAAGAUAGAAAAAAGAAGGAUAAAAAUCUCCUUCAUCAGCGUACCUGCAAUCCAAUCAACUAUCAGUUUCUACCGGCAAACUGUGCGCUUAAGCAAAUCCUGAACGUACAACUUCUGGUCAAGUCGAGUCUAGCCAACAUUGGCCGACAUAAGCUUCGACAGGGCUCGGGUGAUUCAUUCGAAUAUGUGGACGAGUUAUAUGAAAAAUAUUUGGAUUGUCUUGAGCAUUGCUCUAGCAGAGAAGAUGUCGGAAAAUGCGAAAGCAAACAAACGAUUCUUACCGAGAAACUGAAGAAUGUUUACCUGAAUGAAGAGGAGAAGUAUCAGCUGGGUGCCACUGCAUUGGAUUGUUCCAUUAUGUUAACCUUCCGACGAUUGACCGACCAGGAAGAGGACAGAUUACCACCGCACGCUCGAACACACAUCAUUAGUAUUGAAAACAUGAAGUUUCUCACUAAAAUAACCAUUACCGAUCUGGACCCGAAAUCGCUCAAACAUCACAAAAAAUAUUUUGAGCUACUACGAGAUUCCAUUGGAGCAUACCGAGAGUUUAUGUCUAAAAUCAGGCACUAAAGCAUAGUCGUAAUAUCAAGCAAUAUUGGCUGUUAGUUGACUAGGAACUGAGAUUGCAUUGUGUUAGCGAACAGAAAAAUAAUCACAAUUGCUAUUUAUUAUACCACCUACUAAUAGAAAGAUUUUAUACAAGGUUUUAAAUAGGGUUUAUUUACGUCCUAUUAUACUAAUCUGUAACAAGUGCACACUUCAUCUUAAAGUAUAUAUUUAAAUUUAGCUAUUGUGUGACUGGAACGUAUUUAUUGACUACAACAAUACACUUAAUAGAUUCAGGCUUAAAUGUGAAGGCACAAAUUUGUACAUGAAUAACACACUAGUUUUUUCUCACAACUCAACAGUUGAUACUGAUCAUAUUUGUUUUAAUUUUAAUACUGAGCUACCAUAGCUGCCAUGACCACGUCUGCACCGACUACUGGUUGUUAAAUGUAUUAGAAAACUAUAAAUAUACUUGGAUAAAGCAUAA